AUGCGGCUCCUUCAUACCAAAAACCUCGAGUUCGUGUCCUUCAUUGGAACACCAAUCGAGGAGCGGCCUCGCUACGCCAUCCUCUCCCACACGUGGAAGGAUGAUGAAUUCCUAUUUGAAGAAGCUCGAAACGGCAUCCGUCAGCAAUCGCGGAAGCCCAGGAGAGGUCUGCGAAAGAUCCUCAAUGCCUGCAAGAGAGCGAGGCAGGACAACCUGGACUACAUCUGGGUCGAUACCUGCUGCAUCGACAAAUCCAGUAGCGCAGAGCUGUCCGAGGCCAUCAACUCUAUGUUCAAGUGGUACAAAGAGUCGGCUAGUUGCUACGUGUUUAUGGACGACGUCACACUCCAAGGGGAUGGAGUCAUGGGGAACUUUGACGAAAGUCGCUGGUUUACUCGCGGCUGGACUUUGCAGGAACUCAUCGCCCCCCACGGACUCAUCUUCUUCGACCGGCAUUGGAAGUACAUGUGCAGCAGGGACGAGAUAGCUUCCAGGCUUGAGAGAGUCACGGGAAUCACUCAAAGCAUCUUGCGGAGGAGACACAUCUUACCCCCUGCCGAGACUUCUCAUCGGUACGACUAUAGAUCGAAGUGCCCAGGAUGCGGCCAAAUUGACGAAGUCAAGACAGACCUGGCGGAGGAGCCCAUCUCUAUAAAAAUGAAAUGGGCAGCUAAACGAAGGACAACCCGCCCGGAAGACACGUCAUACUGUUUGCUGGGUUUAUUCGACAUCAACAUGCCUCUCCUCUACGGCGAAGGUGAAAACGCCUUCGGGAGGCUUCAAGGGGAAAUCUUGAAAAAAAGUCCGGACCAAUCCAUCUUGACUUGG
Molecule: messenger RNA, 828 nt
Organism: Fusarium vanettenii 77-13-4
Lineage: Eukaryota; Fungi; Ascomycota; Sordariomycetes; Hypocreales; Nectriaceae
Exons: 1
Source: RefSeq, a predicted model, not a curated record